This is a messenger RNA of Brassica napus (rape), 3174 nucleotides long. RefSeq lists its product as uncharacterized. The record is from RefSeq and is a predicted model, not a curated record. The transcript is spliced from 5 exons. Lineage: Eukaryota; Viridiplantae; Streptophyta; Magnoliopsida; Brassicales; Brassicaceae. Bases 528 to 1073 code for a protein of 181 amino acids.
UGGCUAUUUAUAAAAAAAUAUGGAUUUAAAUUAAUUAUGGUGGAUAUAAGUAAUAUAGUGUAAAUCACAAAUAAUUUUUAAAGUUAAAUUUGAAGUUUUGCUUUUGGAAAAAAAAACACUUUGAAACUUUAAAUAUAGAGUUUUGCAAACUCAAACUCUAAAAUAGAUAGUAUUUUUAGAGAUGCUCUAUGAUGAAGCCAAAUUCAAAUUAUAAAUCAUUAAUUUCCUUUCUCUGUUGUCAACGGAUAAUUAAAUUUUCUUUUAACUAAAACAAAAAAAAAACAACUUAAAUGGCGGCACUGAAAACUUUAUAAUAUUACCUAAAAUAAAUAAUAAUUAGCAUUCCAAACAAUUUGUCGUCAACGUCUCCCUCUACUUUCCAAAUACAUCGUGGGUAAUAUUUAUAGUUGAGGUUCAGGUUAGAAGUUGGGCAAGAUCAAACCUCUUCUCCUCUUUCUUUUUUCUUCGCCUUCUAAUCUUCUUGGAAGAUUAAUUCAAAGUUCGUUUAACUUUUAUAUCAGUUUAAAAUGGGUGACAUUAUCGGUCACAAAGAUAGGCAAAUAUGGUUAUCCUCUCAUGUCCUCCAAGAUCCCUUGUUUGAUCAUUCCAAGAAACAUCAGUUGCAUAAAUCCCUCAAGAACCACAACUACCACCAUCAUGGCAGCGGUGGAUUCCGUCGACCCGGUGCACCUCCUCUCAGAGAAAAUUUUUCUAUGAAGUAUAAUACAAGGCAAAAUAAUUGGCAAAGGAGUAAGGGAGAGGACCAAAUGCAAGCAUUUUUCUUGGUUUCGCCGGGCCGUACAACACCUGGCACUGGCGUUUUUCUCCCGGCCAACGCUUCUCAUCCGCCAACCAAUAAACCAGCUUACUCGCCGGUGCUUCUCCCGACGCGUGUUGUUCAAGCGCUCAAUCUUAAUGUUCACAACAACGGAAUUCACAUUUCCCCCCGUUCAGAAAUUCGAGAAACUGAUUCUAAGUUGAAGAGCGAAAUGGGGCAAACACCUAUGGACGUUGAAGUCAAAACUCCGAUUGAUUCGCCGGAGAAACUUCUCCCGGAUGAAUGGAUUUAUUAAUGAUCCGACCAGGGUGCCACUGACCAAUUUUUACAUAUAUUAAUGUGGAGAAGUAGAGUCAAAUAAAAAGAAAUAUUAUAAUGAAAAAUUCUUGUGUCGUGUAUGCUUCGUUGCCUUUGGAUUAGUAGUCAUUAUACCCCAAAAUAAGAUCAACCCAUUUGUCACUACUGUAUAUAUUCAUGUUGUGAUAUAAGUUAUAACCAAUUUGCAAGUUUGUCUCUCCUUCUCUCUCUUUGUUUUGUUCUUUUUAAAGUUUGCAUAGCUUAGUUGUUGUCACAAUGUCUAAGUUAAUCACUAAUAUUAGGCUAAAAGGAGAAUCAAGUAUGCAGUAAAACCCUUUAAAAAAAAGUAUGCAGUAAACCUUUUACAAUCGGUGCAAGAGUUAAAAUCAAUCAACAUUUUGCUGCUUUCUGCAAAACUUAUAUAGCAUCUCCAGUAUAUUAUUGCAUUGGAAUUCAAGUAACACUAUACUAGAAUUGAGUUUCUCUACAAUCAUACUCUAUUCAGAAUAAAAAAAAAUUAACAAAUAUAAAUAAAUAAAUGAAUUACCCUAUUUUAAGUAACAUAUUUAACUCUAUUGUGAAAUAAAAAAUAAAUCAGAUUUGAAAAGAUUUUACUAUAAAAAUCUAUUUACAGUAAAAACAGAGAAAGGUUGAAAAUAUCAUCGAAACUAUAUAUAUAAUAGAAUAACAAAAUAAUUUAAAAACAUUUGUUUCAAAUUGUCACUAGAAUGAUAUAGUUUUAAAAUAAUCUAAUAUAUCAAAUGACUACAAAAAAAUGGGCUUUUGUCAAAAUUAACCUAUAAUUUCAAGUCAGCCCUAAAACCAACCUCUUUUUUUCCAUUAUUAUUCACCCAUAAAAUCUCCAAACCCUCCUUAAAGAAAUAUUUUAAGUUUUCAAUCACUUUAACAAAUAUUUAAAGUGACGGUCACAGUUUAUAAAACUAAAAUCUCUGCAACUAAGAAAAAGAAAAAAUAAAUAGAAGCCAAAAUCCUUAAGGAAGUCAUUAAUAGUAUUUUGUUUUAGUUAAUAAAUUGUAAUCUUAUUUAAAAUUUAAUAAAAUAAUUAUUUUGGUUUCAAUUUAUAUUAAGGUUUAGGUGAAAGCGUUAGCGUCGUGAAAAUUAGCGUUUUUAUUUUUUGUAGCUAUUUUUUAUUUAAUUUAAUAUUUUUUAAUUAAUAAUCUAUGUGGAAAUUUGAUUGGUUUUAAAGGGUGGGGUGAAUUUAAAGGUUCUGUCCUUUAUUAAAUACUCUGAUAGUUAAAGGCAGCCAAUUAAAUUAAGACAGAGCCAUUCAUUACUAGUGAGCAGGACCCUCUGCUUCUCCUUAUCGUAAUGAACCUUCAGUAAGAAAAUCACAUUUGUUUAUCUUGAGGCUCCAGUAAUGUGCUAAUGAACAAUGUGCACUUCCACAUGCAGAGUCCUGAAUAGAAAAGGCUUAGAGAUGUAAGUAAGAAGGUGAGAGUUGAUCAAAGCUGCUGCCAUGUAAAUCCAUGUUAGUUUCUUAACCUCAGUGACCCCUAUUUUAGGAAAAAAGAGUCUACUGCAGAAAUCAUUAAGGAGAUCCUACAGGAGCAGCAGCGGUAACAUUCAUCACUUUUACAGGGCAUUUCAUGAUAUCAUCAGUUUUUGGUUGUAAGGAAUUUAUUUUUGUUUGUGUGAAAUGGGUGAUAACCAUGAUUCUAUCUGUUGUAGUUCCUCUAACAUCGACAAUGGUAGCUCCGUUCAAGGCUUUAGAGAACGUGGAGAAAUCAUUUGAGCUGUACUCGCAAGUUGUAAUCACAGGGAAUUUCAGUUCGAUGAAGAAAGAUCCUUAAUUUGGCUUCACAAUCAUCAGUUAGAAUCCCUGAGUGAGUUGAAAACUCAACCGUGUCAGAAGAACCAACCAGUCCGUUUGAGAAGACAGUGUGAGCAGAAGCUAAUGUUGAGCUUGAGUCACAAGGUCAUGAUCAUGAAGAUCCCAACAACUAGACAGCAUUGGAGCGAGCUUUUGUUUAUUUAAAACCAGGAUAUCUAAUUCAUAAAAUAUUUUAGUGUUAACACAUUCAAAUGUGGUUAGAAAGUUAAGUUGGACUCAAUCUUAGAUAUAUGGUUUUGGAUGGUUA